UUGGGCUGCUGGAGUGCGGCGCCACCGCGGAGGACAGGGGGAGCUGGCGGGCAGCGGGUGAGGGGGUGGCGGGGACGCGAGUGGCGGCCGCGGGGCUCCGGACAAGGGUCCGCAGAGCUGCAGCCUUCUAGGGCCAGCCCUCUCCGAGUCCGGGGCUGGGUCCCAGCAGUGACAAGGCGGCAGCCCCGCGCACACCAAAGAGAAGGCGGCUGUGGCGGCAGCGGCAGCCCCAGCCAUGCUGUGUUAUGUGACGAGGCCGGACGCGGUGCUGAUGGAGGUGGAGGUGGAGGCGAAAGCCAACGGCGAGGACUGCCUCAACCAGGUGUGCAGGCGACUGGGAAUCAUAGAAGUUGACUAUUUUGGACUGCAGUUUACGGGUAGCAAAGGUGAAAGUUUAUGGCUAAACCUGAGAAACCGGAUCUCCCAGCAGAUGGAUGGGCUAGCCCCUUACAGGCUUAAACUGAGAGUCAAGUUCUUCGUGGAGCCUCAUCUCAUCUUACAGGAGCAGACUAGGCAUAUCUUUUUCUUGCACAUCAAGGAGGCCCUCUUGGCAGGCCACCUCUUGUGUUCCCCAGAGCAGGCAGUGGAACUCAGUGCCCUCCUGGCCCAGACCAAGUUUGGAGACUACAACCAGAACACUGCCAAGUAUAACUAUGAGGAGCUCUGUGCCAAGGAGCUCUCCUCUGCCACCUUGAACAGCAUUGUUGCAAAACAUAAGGAGUUGGAGGGGACCAGCCAGGCUUCAGCUGAAUACCAAGUUUUGCAGAUUGUGUCGGCAAUGGAAAACUAUGGCAUAGAAUGGCAUUCUGUGCGGGAUAGCGAAGGGCAGAAACUGCUCAUUGGGGUUGGACCUGAAGGAAUCUCAAUUUGUAAAGAUGACUUUAGCCCAAUUAAUAGGUGUGACACAGUGACCAGCGCCGUGAUGAUGCAGUAUAGCCGUGACUUGAAGGGCCACUUGGCAUCUCUGUUUCUGAAUGAAAACAUUAACCUUGGCAAGAAAUAUGUCUUUGAUAUUAAAAGAACAUCAAAGGAGGUGUAUGACCAUGCCAGGAGGGCUCUGUACAAUGCUGGCGUUGUGGACCUCGUUUCAAGAAGCAACCAGAGUCCUUCACACUCGCCUCUGAAGUCCUCAGAAAGCAGCAUGAAUUGCAGCAGCUGCGAGGGCCUCAGCUGCCAGCAGACCCGGGUGCUGCAGGAGAAGCUACGCAAGCUGAAGGAAGCCAUGCUGUGCAUGGUGUGCUGCGAGGAGGAGAUCAACUCCACCUUCUGUCCCUGUGGCCACACUGUGUGCUGUGAGAGCUGCGCCGCCCAGCUACAGUCAUGUCCCGUCUGCAGGUCGCGUGUGGAGCAUGUCCAGCACGUCUAUCUGCCAACGCACACCAGUCUUCUCAAUCUGACUGUAAUCUAAUCUGUUGUGCUUUUGUUGGACUUGCCAUGUUUCCAUGAACUGCACUAUUAUAAACUAUUAAAAUGAUAGAUUGUGGAGAAAGUAAUUAUUCCAACACCCAUCUGCCAUGCGAUGUUAAAAAAAAAAAAAAAAAAGGAAGAAAAAUAACACAGCUACUCCUCACUACAAAAACAUAUCCAUGCGUAGAAUCAACAACUCCAGUCGUGGGACCAGGAGGAGCUCUGGGAUGCAGACACAUUCCUUGGAUGUUGAUUUUUUUUAUGAUCAAGUAAAGGAAUAGGUAAAGUCUUUGAUGUCAGUGAAGUGGCAACAUAGCCAAAAAGUUGGGUACCUUUUAGGAAAUGAUGUUGUAAGUCUCCUUAAUGUAUCCCGAGGUAAGUUUCCUACUGGCAGCAGAUUUUGUAAGAAUUACUUUUAAGAAUUUCAUUCUUUUUGUAUGGUCAUGGAGCUCCAACCAUUUUUAAUAGGAAAGUCUUUCGUAAAUUGUUGUCGUUUUAAUGUCAUUUCUGUCUUUAUAACUUGAUCAAGAAUGAUUGGAAGGCAAACAGGUUUACAAAUCAAUUCUGUGACUUUUAAAAAGUUGACAAUGUUGUCAGAUUUAAACCAGUGUGGCUAGUAAAAAGCAGUUCACUCAAUGUGGGUGGCUCCCUAUUCCUUUACGCUCCCCCUAUCCCUACCCCACAAGCAUUUCGAUUAUAAAAUACUACCAAUCUUGUUCUAAGAUUACUGUGGAGUAGUCAAGUACUCCCCGGGCCUUCUGAGCUGGUGGAAUAUUUUAUUUCAGACUGAAAACAGAGAGCACUCUCCUUGGGAAGGGAAAGCGGAGCUUGCUGAGUGAGAGAUGGAACCUCAUGGUGUACAACUGAGGGUAGUUAACUCAUCACUUCUCCCAAGCACUCGAUCCCAGCUUCACCCACUGGUGUUGCUUUGCUUGAACUGUUCAAGCCUUUUAUAGCCUUACCAUAAGUAUUUAGAUAUUGUGUCCUUUUCUGUUUUUGGGGGGGGAGUUUUGUUGUGUUUUUUUAAAGUAAGUGCUUAAGUAUUAACUUUGGGUUGUCCCCUCUGUAUGUUUCGAAGGGGUUUUGGUUCUUUUUGCUUCUGUUUUCUUAAAUAUGUUUUCCACUCCCACUUGGGCAUUUUGGAAGCUGGUCAGCUAGCAGGUUUUCUGGGAUGUCGGGAGACCUAGAUGACCUUAUCGGGUGCAAUACUAGCUAAGGUAAAGCUAGAAACCUACACUGUCACUUUACUGAGAUUUCUGAGUAUACUUUUCAUAUUGCCUUAAUGUAGCAGUAAUGUGUUUAUGCAUUUGUUUCUUUGCACAGACAUUUUGUCAAAUAUUAAAACUCUACUUUUUUAUAGCACAUAUUAGCAUAUAAGCCUUUAUUCCAAGAGGUAUUUAUUUUUUCACUUGUAAAAAAAUAAUGUUUCCACGUGAAGAACUCUGUUAUAUCCUAGAGGACUCUGUCUUUUAUAUUCGGGAUAAUAAAGACUUUAAAGCAAA
Messenger RNA from Pan troglodytes (chimpanzee), 2909 nucleotides. It is a transcript of the gene MYLIP, whose product is annotated as myosin regulatory light chain interacting protein. Gene Ontology annotation, molecular function: ubiquitin-protein transferase activity; cytoskeletal protein binding. Gene Ontology annotation, biological process: ubiquitin-dependent protein catabolic process. NCBI's taxonomy places the organism in Eukaryota, Metazoa, Chordata, Mammalia, Primates, Hominidae. The transcript is spliced from 6 exons. Bases 236 to 1408 code for a protein of 390 amino acids. Gene Ontology annotation, cellular component: cytoskeleton. The record is from RefSeq and is a predicted model, not a curated record.